ACAGUCCUUUGUUGACCUUGAAAAUAUGCUUCACAUUUUGCUUUCUUCAUUUUAUCAUUGCAUGUUGUUACAAAUAGGUAUUGUGUUUGUCUUAUCAGCUCACCUGACUCAAGGUGAAUGUAUUGGUUUGUGAAGCACAUUAUGUUCUGAAAUAGAAGGAAAAGAGAGAGCAUGCACAGUACAGGUCCCACCUACUUACUCUUGAAACCUGGGAGGUGCUCUGAGGCUCCAGGUACUUAUAAGAGUCGGUCUGAACAGUCGCUGCUCUUGAGUUACACUGGAUACAAAGAAACCUCACUGUCUGACAGCAGAAAGAGCUUUCCUGUAUGAGAUGUGUUUUUUUAAACUACAGCCUACCAGAGCUAAUCAGCUAAUCAUCAGGUGAACUGGUGAAGACAAUCUAGUAGUAGACGAUAUUAAUUGGUGUAAUUGUUAGCAACAGAUGCUAAAUAUUUACCAUUAAAUAGGAAUAGAUAAAUAAUGCUUGAAACUUGAACAUCAUGAGUAUACGUUGUUCAUCUCUUGUAAAGUAAAGGACAACAUAACUGUACUGUAGGUGAAUAAUGUUUUUUUCUUUGAAAUUUGUUAGGUAGGAAACUUGAAGUCUGAAAGUGCUGAUGCACACCACGUACAUUUCACUUUCGCUCAGCUUUGUGGAUUGAAUCACCUCUUUCAAAUCAAUUGGCUGCUUGAAAAUGAAAAUCCUCAGUCCCUUUUUACAUUAAAGGAAGACUUGUUUCGAAGUGAUCUGUGGAUUUACAGGGAGACCAGAGACAAAGACGGAAGCAAUAGGACCUGGAGGCAUCAUGUCUGUCUCUUCUACUGCUGGUACCUUCGUCGUCUGGGACUACGUGGUAUUUGGUCUCACGCUGGUGGUCUCAGCUGCCAUUGGGAUAUAUUAUGCCAUUGCUGAUGGUGGGCAAAAGACGUCCCAGGACUUUCUGAUGGGGGGUCGUAGGAUGUCUGCCAUGCCAGUGGCCCUGUCCCUCACUGCCAGCUUCAUGUCUGCAGUCACGGUCCUGGGAACGCCAUCCGAGGUGUACCGGUUUGGCGCCAUGUUCGGACUCUUUGCCCUCUGCUAUGCUCUAGUGGUCCUCAUCAGCUCGGAAUUCUUUCUUCCCGUCUUUUACAGAUUGGGAAUUACCAGCACGUACGAGUAUUUGGAAAUGCGUUUUAGCAAAGAGGUUAGGCUAUGUGGGACUGCAAUAUUCAUCAUUCAAACAGUUUUAUAUACCGGCAUAGUAAUCUAUACUCCAGCCCUCGCUUUAAACCAAGUCACCGGCUUCCACCUGUGGGGAGCUGUGAUCUCAACCGGCGCCGUCUGCACCUUCUACUGCACCCUGGGGGGGCUGAGGGCGGUGGUCUGGACCGACGUGUUCCAAGUGGGGAUCAUGGUGGCAGGAUUUGCCUCGGUCAUCGUCAGAUCUGUGGUGCUGCAGGGGGGGUUCUCGGCCGUUCUCAACGACUCUGACUAUGGAGGGAGGCUGAACUUCUGGGACUUUGACCCCGAUCCUUUGAGGAGACACACCUUCUGGACCAUCCUCAUUGGAGGCACGUUUGCCUGGACAGGGAUUUAUGCUGUCAACCAAGCACAAGUACAGAGAUACAUCUCCUGCAAAUCUCUGUUUCAGGCGAAAGUGUCCCUCUACAUUAACCUGGUUGGUCUGUGGGUGAUCCUGUUCUGCGCUGUGUUUGCAGGCUUGUGUCUGUACUCCAUCUAUAAGGACUGCGACCCGUGGACAGCACACAUCAUAUCCGCGCCUGACCAGCUCAUGCCAUACAUGGUUAUGGACAUCCUGAGAGAUUUUCCUGGACUUCCUGGACUGUUUGUAGCAUCAGCAUACAGUGGGACAUUAAGCACAGUCUCCUCCAGUAUCAAUGCUCUGGCAGCUGUAACUGUGGAGGAUCUGGUGAAGCCAUACUUCAGGAUUUCUGACAGCAAGCUUUCUUUGACUUCCAAGGGGCUGAGUGUACUGUAUGGGGCCCUGUGCAUCGGAAUGGCUGGCCUAGCUUCUCUGAUGGAGGGUCUCCUGCAGGCAGCGAUCAGCGUAUUUGGCAUGAUAGGAGGACCACUCCUCGGGCUCUUCGCGUUGGGAAUUUUCUUUCCCUGUGCCAACUCUACAGGAGGGCUGGUGGGACUGCUGUGUGGACUCUCUCUCUCUCUCUGGGUGGGGGUCGGAGCUCAGCUGUACCCCCCGCCGCCCGGGAGGAGCCGGCCUCUGAGCCUCAGCACUGCUGGCUGUAACGGCAGCCUGCCCGCAGGAGAGUCCAACUGGACAGCUGUGACGUGGCAGCCCCCCCCGGCGCACGGUCUGUGGGGUGAGGAGGAGCCCAGGCCCUAUCUGGCUGAACACUGGUAUUCUUUGUCCUACCUGUACUUCAGCACUGUUGGGACUCUAACAGUCAUGGCUGUUGGUCUGCUAGUGAGUCUCUCGACAGGGGGAAGAAAGCAGAACUUGGAAUCAGGGUUGACUAUACAGAAAGAAGACCUAACCGGCUACCAGAUUCUCUCUCUUCUUAAACCUAAGAACGGAGCACGUGAAAAAUUGAACCGCGGGGCAAACGCAAACACAAAAGAUUGUGGAGCACUUAAUCCUGCCUUCAGCCAUCCUGAAGAGGACAUGAAGGAAACACAGCGCAAAAAACAAACAGUUACAUUCAUUCAUGUCACAUGUGGAUGAGAAAGCCACAGAACUGCAGUUUUCCCCUGUCAUUGCUGUGCAUCGUGGUUAUUUCCCUUAAGAGUAGAAUUGAAUUUUAACUUUAUAGCAAGAACAUGUUUUGUUCUACACCCAUCACAUGACUAAAUUUUGCCAUUUUUUAAUACACUGUAUUAACUUAAUUUUUCAUCUGCAGCUUCACUCAUCAUGGAAUGCGGGCACAGCUGCGUCGCCAUUUUGUGGCUCAAUUUCUCAGCUCAGGCUGCAUGUGAUUGUGACAGGCCUACCUCUCCUCAGGUGGCUCGUGAGGCCUGAGCACGUGGACAAACCACAAUGGAAAUGUGCCAUUUCAUUUUAGAAAAGUUUUAGAAUAAAGUUUCAUUUUAGGAUGGUUUUACACAAAAGAACCCCAUGCUCUGAAAAACGAACACUAAAUAGCACUGUGGAUCCCUUUAUGUACAGAACCUGCUUAGGCUAAAUGAAACCAUGAGUCUCACCCUUCAGCAACUAAUCAACUGAUUACCUGCAGUAAUUCGCCCUGUGUGAAUCCGUUGUGGGGACAGGGACCCUACUGUAUGUACAAGUGCUGGAGGCCCCGCUGAGGCAGCUGACACUAAUCUAACACGACUGCUCGCCUCCCACAGUAAUAUCUGAUUGGAAGAGAAAGGGCAGGGAUUUUGAAAGUUUGGGAAUGCAAGCACUUAAUUGCAUGGGAGCAGGAGAGGGUUGGUUCCACACUGCAGAAAAUAGAAAUAAAGAAGAAAAAACACUCUGUUUCAGCUGUGGAGAAUUUUUCGGUAUGUUCUCAGCCUCUGUGGUCACUCAAUCUCUACAGUGAAACCUCACCCUGCUCUGUUGCUGCUUGCGUGUGCACACAGACCAUUCCAUAUUUCAUUAGAUAAAAUGUUCAGUAACAAACCUCCAUUUGCAUUGCAGACUAUCUGUUAAUGAACCCGGUAAAUUAAAUGAGAGAUUAAUGGAAAUUCCUUUCUCCUUAUUUUGGAGCAGAUUGCUAAAAAAAAAUUAUAAUGCUCACUUAUAAUCACAUUCAAAAGGAAAUUGCAACAUUUCAAUGCGGCUGUAAUAUCACACUUGUUUUUUGAGUGUUAUGCCUUUUUAAAACCAGAAGAUGGAAGUAGUUGGUUAUCUAAUGUGUAAAUGGAUCUUGGUAAAUUGUCGAGAAGCGAUGUACUGUAUAUAGAAGUUCCGUGAAGAACUUUCUCCUCGACCUCGAGUUAGUUAUGCGCAAAUAUACCUGCUCUUUCACUCAGAGUAAAAUGUUCAGUAAUCCUUACACUGAAUGAAGAAAAUAUAUAUAAACCUCUGCAGUCUACUUAACAAUAAAUCUGAGUGGGGAACUGUGCCAGUGUGCUCUGGCUGCAAACAAUGAAGUAAAGGUUUAUUUCACUCUGAAAAACUGAAAGACGAAACAGUGUUUCAACUGCUGAGCUUCCAUGAGGUCUCCCUCAACAGCCAAAAUGUAAUCUUUUCUUCUGGUGUUUCAGUCUGGAAUUAACCUUUACUUGUUCCAUAACAAAAAAAAAAUCAAUUAAGUCAAUUACAUACGAGAGCACUUUCAGGACACAGACCCCGAGCCAAGAUUUCCAUUAGAGAGGAUGAAGCUGCUAAAUUAUUUUAUCAUUUUCGCCAUGAUGUCUGGAAAAGAAUUAUAUAGGUAUA
Lepisosteus oculatus (spotted gar) is the source of this 4340-nucleotide messenger RNA. It is a transcript of the gene slc5a8, whose product is annotated as solute carrier family 5 member 8. Gene Ontology annotation, biological process: sodium ion transport; propanoate transmembrane transport. Gene Ontology annotation, cellular component: extracellular exosome; membrane. Lineage: Eukaryota; Metazoa; Chordata; Actinopteri; Semionotiformes; Lepisosteidae. The record is from RefSeq and is a predicted model, not a curated record. Gene Ontology annotation, molecular function: organic acid:sodium symporter activity.